CUCUGGUGGUCGUGUGUACACUUGCUUUAUCAUCUAAAUGAAAUAAACUCGAGAUCCGCUCGUUGAUGUCGUGGAGGCUGAAUCAUGUCUAACGCCCGUGGCGUAUUAUUUUACACAAAACUGCUGACUUAAUAAGAAAGUAUUAUUACGUGGAUAUUUGCUUACGUUGAUAUUUCAGGUGCUUUUCUCUCGAAAUUUUAGAGGAGACCUAGCUUGUUUGCCACACACCGUUUUCAUUCUGAGAUAACCCACCUAAAAUACACCUUUUUGCAAAUAAAAAUAUAUAGAAUAAAUAACACACACAUUCUGUCCUGCCACAUGCUUCGCACGUUUCCUGAUGUCUGAGAGAGCAUUCAGAGGAUGUCUUUCUGUGGCCCGGUCUCCUCAGCCGGAGUGGACACGCAGCAGCGGAGGGAGGGGUCUGAGCCGCUCCGCCAGACUAGAGGCUCGAUGCAGCCUGCGCCGAGUGAAGUCCGGCUGUCUCCAGACCGCGAUGGCUAUGGGUCUAACGUCGAAGAAAUCCUCUUCUAGAAACAGCGGCGUGGAACGCAAGAAUCUCCUCACCGUCUGCAGGUUCUCUGUGAAGACAUUGUUGGAAAAGUACACUGCAGAGCCUAUUGACGACUCAUCAGAGGAGUUCAUCAACUUUGCAGCAAUUUUGGAGCACAUCCUAAGUCAUCGUUUCAAAGGUCCAUGUGGUUGGUUCAGUUCAGAUGGCCAAAGGAGUUUCUGGGACUAUAUCCGUCUGGCCUGCAGUAAAGUCCACAACAACUGCAUCAGUAGCAUUGAGAGCAUUGAGAACAUUAGCACGUCACGAGCAAAGGCGAGACACUUUCAUCUUCAAGCACUCUAUCUUUACACUCCUGAGACGAUUAGCAUAGCAUGUGUUUUGUUUUGGAUGCUGAUGUGUGGAUUCAUUCCAUCCUGCUUCACUAGCAAAGCUUUAUCUGUAACUGUUUACUCUCCCGUUGUCCUACAGGGACAAGCCUGGAUUCGUGUAGCUUUGAUGGAGAAGCGUUUGUCUGAAUAUGUAGCCACUGCGUUGAGAGACACUCGUACAACCAGGAGAUUUUAUGAUGAUGGUGCCAUAAUGCUCAGGGAGGAGGCUACUGUUCUGACAGGGAUGCUAAUUGGACUCAGUGCCAUUGACUUCAGUUUCUGUCUAAAAGGAGAAGUUUUGGAUGGAAAGACACCUGCAGUGAUUAACUACACACCUUACUUAAAGUUCACCCAGAGCUAUGACUACCUGAGUGAUGAAGAAGACCGCCGCAGUGUGGACAGCAGUGCCAGUGAUGAGAGUGUAGCCGAGCAUCCUUACAUUCCUUUGGUCACAGACGAAGAGACCUGGAGCAACAAAUGCCGAAAGAUGGAGCAAAGAUUCAAGAUCGUCUAUGCCCAAAAGGGUUAUUUAGAGGAAUUGGUUCGCUUGAGGGAAUCCCAGCUGAAAAAUGUAGAAACUGAGAACAAGCGGCUUGAUGCUAAACUAGAGGAACUACAGGUCCAGAGUCAACAGGAGAAGAAAGAACUGGAGGCAAUUAUACUGGAGCUACAAGCACAACUCACUGGCAUCAUUCCCUGCGAAUCCUCUCAUUUGGCAAAAGGACUGUCUAUUCCACUCAUUAACCAAUGGACAACUGCACAAGCUGCCAACAACCAAGGAAAUGUAAAGCUGUUCCGUCGGAGAAGUUUUCACAGUUUGGACCUCUCAGUUGAUGCGAGUUUGAACUCUGACUCUCAGAAGGAAGACGGCAAUCAGAAUGGAGACACAGCCUGGUCAGCAGCUAAAGACAACACUCCCUCUAUGCUCGGUCUGUGUGGUUCUUUGGCUUCUCUACCCAGCUGUAAGUCACUGGCAAGUCUCAAGUCCAGUGAGUAUUUGGUCAACAUCAGCACAGAGCCUAGUCCUGCCCUGUCUCCCAGCUAGAGGGCGACAAAUUCUGAUCAACAAGACACUGUCAGUCUCAGAUGUACUUUCCUCCAAGAAACAUCACAACUGACCUACCGACAUCCUUCAAAGAUCCCAAUGAGCUGAAACAAUGUAUUAACUAUACAAGGUGUCUUAUCUGAAUUAGUUUUUUCGUCAAUUGUGAGAUCUUAAAAAUCCAUGAAUGAAAAACCCUCCAGCGCUCUCUCAUUUUCCUAUCUUUACUUGCCAGUUUGUUGUUCACUCUAUGUCUUCCACUCUUCGGUGCAGUCUUCAUCAGCAUGUUUGAGUGUCACUCCCUGAGCCUGAUAUUAGAGCCCAAAGACACCGCAGCUUAUCUCCGUUAGCUCUGAACCCAUCAGUCCUUGAAUUCCCAGCACCAAAUGCACAAGUAGAUCAAAGUGAUGCAUAAAACUCAAGACUUGGCAGUUAUUCAGUAUACAAUCUGAAAUGAACAUGAACAUAGAGAGUGGCACAUCUGGUCAUGUUAGCCACUGCUGAAUCUCUUAUUUAGAUGUAUUACCUUAUUCCUAUGCUUAUAAGCAAAAGAUACUAGGGAAUGAAAGAGAGAGACCAGGGAAGGGAGUGGACGAAAGCUGUUGCCUGUAUCUGCAUGUGAAAUGCGCUCUAUUCAGGCUGAAAUUGCCUCUGCUGACUUGAUGUACUUGCUCUUUUGACAGUUGUAUGAUUUGACUGGAAGUAACUGUGAGGGUAGUCAGCUAAAUUCAAAUCUUUUGUCAUAUUUCUCUUAUUGGUGUUGCGUCAUUUCUUGUGUUUCUUCAGUUACAUAAUUGUAUAUUUUGUUAUGCGGUGGCAGUGCUCUGCAGUUUUGAAUUGUAAUAAAUGAUAAUUUUGUUAUGUCAA
Carassius carassius (crucian carp) is the source of this 2788-nucleotide messenger RNA. It is a transcript of the gene rundc3aa, whose product is annotated as RUN domain containing 3Aa. NCBI's taxonomy places the organism in Eukaryota, Metazoa, Chordata, Actinopteri, Cypriniformes, Cyprinidae. The record is from RefSeq and is a predicted model, not a curated record. The transcript has 11 exons. The coding region runs from base 338 to 1924 and encodes 528 amino acids. Gene Ontology annotation, cellular component: cytosol.